Molecule: messenger RNA, 35552 nt
Organism: Schistosoma haematobium
Lineage: Eukaryota; Metazoa; Platyhelminthes; Trematoda; Strigeidida; Schistosomatidae
Product: blue light receptor, variant 2
Exons: 7
Coding region: 32303-33448 (381 amino acids)
Source: RefSeq, a predicted model, not a curated record
UGAUGAUUGAUAUGAAUCUUUAAUCUUAUAGUGUUGUAUUUAUGAUCUGUAGUCACUUACAUAUACCAUAGUAUCUAAGUUCAUUUGUAUGACUUAUUCAUAAUAUAGAUUAUAUUCGUCAUGAAUUGAUCUCAUUUAAGAUAUUUUUAGAAACUGAGGAUGAUUAGAUAGUUGUUUUAUCCUAGACUAAUCCUGCUAAAUAGUAAGUUUUGCAUUAGUAAAAGGAAAUCCUCAGUGAAAUUGUAUCCUUAAAUUCAAAACACAUCCGCUAAAUCAGUGGGAAAAUGCUUGAAAACACUAGAUAAUUGUCUCAAUAUAUUGAAUGAACUUGGGUAUGAUUACAGUCCUGUGAGGAGAUUUUUCUUCUCUAUAUAAAAAUUCAUCCAUAGAGGCAAAGCUAGAUAAUAAUUAAAAAACUGCGUUACAAUAAGUUACUUAAUGACGGUCAAGCUUAGAUUUAAUGUUGCAGAAAUAAGAUAUUAAUUAGUGGAGUCAGUCUAACUAUGGUUGACACCUUGAUUAGUUUACAUUACAGGUUAUCCAUAACAGUCAAUUCUCCAAAAAUUAAAGUUGAAUAAAUAGUAUUUUCAUUAAAUGAAUACCAAAGGAUUUGGGCAGAAGUUAGACAAAGAAAUCAAUGGGUACCGGUUCAGUGAUCUGAAAGUUAAACGAAAAACUCGAAAUCUAUAAGUGUUGGGUUAGUUCUUCUGUCAGGUCGAAAGUGAUCACUGCUAAUGAGUCUAAUACUGUAAAAAAAAUAGCUUACCUGUGUUUCCAGUUCUUCAAAAAUCGUCAAAGAAGAGUCAGCCCUUGAUGUGAACUAUAAAAUUUUAUCAAAACUUUGUGAAGAAUAAAGUUGGGGCGUAUAGUAUUGGCAACAUUAAAAACCUAAGGGUAUAAAUGAUCACUUCGACUUAUCACUAGCUUUGUGGAGUUGAAGACGAAGGUCAAUAGGUCCCAAUUUUUUUCAUAUCAAACUAUCAUGCUUCUAAUUAGGCCUUGAGACUAUUAUUUCUUCAGAGUUCGCAGUACGUGCUUCUGGAAAAUCCUAACAACGGACGAAAAGAAGGUGAAGGGACUUCAAACUCCAGUUAGUUAGAGAUAGCAAUCAAGAAUUUCAAGAACUGGGAUUCAUGCUAGAUGGUAUACGUAAGCACAACGUACAUACGAUAUUUAGGGGACUAACAUUUCUCAGUGGAUCCGAACCAUAGUCACUCAAUCUUGCAGUUUUACAUGUUAUUAAUCGUCUAGCUAUUCGGAUUGCUGGUGACCUACUAUAAAACUGAAAUAUUUAGAACUAAGAGUACUGAUCACACUCCAGUCUGUUCUACUGAAUCAAUGUCACUUACGACCAGAAAAAUGUGGGAUUACUCACAACCUAGUGAUUAAUCAAUGUAUAUAUAUUAGCUAUUACCUUAUGAACUACAUUCUAUUGAUUAUUAUUAAACUCAGACUGAUUUAUAUGCUAACCAAACAUAGGGAAGAAAAAUUAAGUGUAAAUUAAAAUUAAAACAAAAGGGGUUUUGUGGAGAUUAUAGUAAUUCAAUAGUUGAAUUGAUGAUUCAACUGAAGCCAGACCACCGUGGAAAACCUGGAAGCACUGGAGGGCCGUUUCUUUCUAGUAUGGGACCGGGUCUGUAGUGAGAUAGUAACUAACUGAAGACAACGGUGGAUGGUGGUGGAAUUUCGUGGACUGGCUGAAAUUAGACAUUAACACCGUAGGAUGCCAUAUCGGUGGUUCUUUCGCGAGACCAUUAGGUCCUAUGUUCAAACUCCACAGGCGGGAUCAAUAAUGCCUACUGCUAAGGAGUGCCAUACUAGGAAGAAACGGUAGUUGAGUGCUUUCAGGGUUUUCCAUGAUGGUCUAUCUUCAAUUAACUCUUAAAUCCAACUAUUAAAUUAGAACUAAUUCGUUAGGAAUAAAACUUCUACUGGCAUAAAUAAAAUACUGGUGUAUCAAAUGUUAAAUCAAGAUCAUGAAACAAUAAUUCAAGAACAUAUCUGUUCUUUCAAGGAGAAAUUGCUGUAAUUCCAAUUUAAAAGAUCUUAUUUAAACACUUCAUUUGAAAUCGUAAUUUCCACUACAGAAAUAUUUAGUAAUUGAUUAAUGGUUACUCAUAAGUAGUAUAAAAUAUUUUAAAGUAGAUUUUGACGUGAUAGCUACAGCUGGAAUGUUGAUGGUAUAUUACUUUAAUUAUAAAUGGACGAAGAAGAGAAGAGAAUCUUUUAUUUGAUGAAAGCAUUUAAUAUAACUGUAUGAUGGUAUUCAUAUUUUAAUUGCCUAAACAUCCUCAUCAUAAUAAAAGACGAAUAAAUGAAUAAGCUAUAUUCUUUUCAAUAAAUUCUCUUUAGAUUCUACAAUUAUAUAAUCCAAAUUAAUAAUCCGAAAAGUGGUCAGGUUUACGGCAAAAUGAAUUGUUUACAGUGUUAUAGCAUAUGAAUUUAGGAUUGUUAAGCAAAAUAACAUCAAAAUAAGACGAAACGUGCGUCAUGGAUUCCAUUCUUAACCACCAUCCAUCUUUGUUUAUAAAGCUUGUGACUUAAGGCAAUGUCGAGCUAAUCCAAAUAGGAUACACAUAUGACAACAAGAGACUGAUCAAUCGCAAUUCUGAAUAACAAUGGGAAGAUACAAGCAAACGACAACAAGUAAAUAUAAAAUUACAAUUUGUUCAUGUUGGGAUGACUCAGAGUCAAUGUAAACUUGAAUCACCUUAUACUUUAAAUAAAAUUAUAAGAUUCAUAAUCAGAGUGAAUAUGGACCAGAAAUAGGGAGAGAUAUAUUAGUGCACUUACUAAUUUAAUCAAGUGUUUAGUAGAUGACUUUAAUAUGUAAUGAUCUGAUAUGAAUUUAGUAAGAAACAAUAAGGUGGGAUAAAUGCGAAGUAAAUGAAUCAUGUAUUCAGGAGGUUGAUAAUGCUGUUAAACCGAUAAUAACAAUAAUAGUAAUAAUACACAGAUAUGUAAAUAAACAUAACAAUGACCAUGAUAUUUAAUUGAGAUCAUGAGUCGAUAAAUAUUAGAGGUUAGGCAUUCACAGGAAACGGAGGGUCCUAAGCUCGAGUCCCUCAUGAGCGAUCAUGGAUAUGUACUACUAGGUUGAAACAGUCGUUCAAUGCCUCCAGUUUUUCAACGCUAGUCUAACAUUGAUCUAUUCAUGAUAUCAAUAUAAACUCAAUAAUCUGAAAAACCUUAUAAUUAAUCACUGUAGCAUAAUAUUCAGACUGAUAAUUAGUUGUUUUUCAGUUGAAAUAACUUUCACAGUUAAAUAAUAAAGGUCAACAGUAUUAAUACUUUAACAACGUAUGUGUGUAUUCUCUGAAAGUUGGUAUUCUUUCCAAAUUUUCUACUCAUUAUGUCAAUCAAUAUAUUGGUAUACUGAAUUAUGUCAUCAAUUCAAAAAAAUCAAAAAACAUUAUUGAUUGAUGAAGAGAUUUUGGUGUUGUUUUAGUUCUCCAAAUUAUAUGAUUUCAUAAUGUAGCAUUCAUUGUCGUUCUGAACAUCACCAGAAGCGCCUACUUUAUGUAUAUGUGAGAUUCUUAGUUGUUACAUAGACGUUCAAUCAGUUUGUUCUGAAGAAUUUGUUUGAAAAUGAUUUUGUUGGGUUUUUUGUUUCUAUAUUAAUCUAUACAUUCAAGUUGACUGACUAGUUUGCUCGUGAUCAUGUAGUUGAGUGAUAUUUUUGGUAUUGAUUUAUUAAUUGAGUUUGUCUUGAUAUGUAAACUGAUUGACAACUAAUCUGAAUGACAUACUUCUGGAAAUUUCGCUGACAUUGUUAGAAGUUUCACGAUUCGCAAAAGAUUAGAACUAUAGUAACUAUAUAUCUACGAUUGUUGUUUCAAACCUGAACGAAGACAUAUGGGUUGAAACUUUAUGUAGGAGCUUAAUGGAUUUCUUUCAAAAGGACUCCUUUUAUUACAAUAUCUUACCUUCCGUUUGACACUGAAAUGGCUUGUGAGAACAGGUAUAUGAUAUGUCUCGACUCUCCCCAGCUUUUCAACAUAAAAUUAACUAAGGUCAAAGAAAAUAAUGGACCACGGGAUUGCGGUUGAGUGAUCACACGAGGCGGGAUCGUGGAUAUGCACUGCUGAGGAGUCCCACAAUAGGACGAAACGGCUGUCCAGUGCUUCCAGGUUUUCCAUAGUGGUCUAGCUUCAAAUGACUCAUGAUCUCAACUACUGAAAUUACUAUAAUAUCCACAAAAACCCUUCUGAAAUGUGGAUAUUGUCUGGAAAGAUAGUUAAAAUCUUUACAACUGAACUAUCGAAUUCAGAGAACGCAAAACUUCAAAAAUUUUCUUAUCUAAUUAUAUCACCAUGUAAUCAUAUCGAGAAAUCUAAUCAAUUGCUUAACUGUUGCACUUAAAUACCUCUGUAUAAUUGGAAACAAAAACAUGUGCUUGUUAUUAUAAAACUGUCAUUUCUAUCUAUAUGCACUCACACACAUCCCCACACACACACACACAUAAACCGACAAACAAGGAAUAAUACGUAUUUUUAAGAAAACUAUCAAUUAACCUUAAGUUUAAUUAGAAAUUAAGUUCACUUUCAUAAAUAUAAUUCUGCACUAUCAUCAACCAAUUGUAGAGUUGAAGUGAAAUAUUGUCAUAAAAGAUUUUUUUAUUGACUAGUAAUAAGCUUGUGCGUGUAUGUGUAUGUGUAUGUGGAGGAGGUGUCUAAUGAAUGUAUUGGCUUGUUUGUUUGUUUGUUUGCACAACCAAGAUUGUUUGCUUAUUGGAUGGUUAGUUAUUAAGUAAGUCGGUAAGGUAAUUUGUUAGUUAGUUAGUAGUAUCUCUUUGUAGUACACUAUUCCAAACAGGUAAAAAGCUUUUAAUCAAUCAAUGAUAGAUAUAUUCUCAAGUACUCAUAUUACUUAUCAAUAGUUACCAUACACUUUUUUUGCAUUAUUAUCUGGCAACAAUCGUUGUUUGUAAAAAGUGGCAUAAAUUUCUUACUGUAUGACAAGCUCAAGUAGUGAUUCAGUUUUAUUUACGUUUCUUUGAAAGUUGAUUUAUUCUCUUCAACAGUAGGAUGUUACUGAUGAUAUUCGACCAAUGAACAUUAAGUAUCUUGUUCAAUUACUGAUUCAUUACAACAACUUAAAAGACCAGAAGAAGAUAUUGAUAUAAUAUAUUCUACUGAAAUUAUUGCACCACCAGCAAUUCCAACUAAAAUGUCAUCUGAUCCAAAUAAUCCUAUUUAUGUGAAUCAUUCAAUUAAACCAAAUAGACCACCAACUAUAGAUAGAAAAGAAACUGAUGUAAGUUAAAUCAUUUUGAACAAUAUAAAAUUACAUUAUACUCUUAUUUAUUUACUGUGUAUGUAUCAUUUCAAUAAGUGUAUAGUUUAUUAAAAGUAAUAUAUUAACCAUAAACAUCAAUUGGUCAAUACAUUUACAAAAAGAAGAGACUGAUAUGUUCUGAGUUCAAAUCUCGCAGGGUGCAGGAUCGUGGAUGUUCACUGCUGAAGAGCCUCAUACUAGGACGAAACAAUUGUUCAGUGUUUCAAGAUUUCCCAUGAUGAUCUAGCUUCAAUUGACUUAUAUUUUUUUCACUUUUCUAAUCAGAUGAGAAAGUUAUUACUAAUGAAUUCUUUGAAUAUUCUACUCGUAAAGUGUAAUAUUCAAAUCUUGAAAGAUUAAUAUUCACUGUAAUAGAUACAUAUGAGUUUAUUCAUAAUAUUUCCAGUGAUAGAUGAAUGUGUUGUAUUCUGAAAGUUUGAUCAUUUUCAUAGUUAUUUCAUUUGAUAGAUGCUUGAUACAUCAUAAUAUUGAAUUUUCGCUAGGAAUUUCAUUUUAAAAUGUAAACAUCCAGUAUAUUUAUGGGUGUUUUCCAUUUGGGUAUAUCAUGUUCUAUUAUAUUAACACGUUCAUAAUGAAUGGUUAUGGUUGGUUGAGAUAGAAUUAUCAUAACAUAUCACAUUUUUAAAUGAACUGAAUACAACAUAGAAAAUGUUGAGAAUAGCGAUGUUUCUGUGGGAGUAAAUCAAUUGAAUCGAUCGAAGGUACACAAUUAACUAGUAUCAGAAGGAGUUUUGUAGAAAUUGAGUCAAUUGAAGCCAGAUCACCAUGGAAAACCUGGAAGCACUGAAUAGCUAACUAAUUGUUGCUUACAGUUUCAAAAUAUCUCACAUAAACUAAAUAUUGAGAUGGUAGAGAAUAUUUGUAUCUCAGGUGGAUGAUUUUGAUGAAGUUUUGUUCUGUGAACUUGAUGGUUUGAUCGUGAAGCUUUCAUCGUUACUCUGAACGACAUCAUCAGCACAAACGUUAGGUAGAAGUGAAGUGUUUGAAUUUCUCCACAUAUAGCUCACAGCUUAUCCUGUAAACCUCAAUAUUAAUUGGUUAUUGUUGACAUUUAACCUGUUACGGUUUGCUUCUUUAUUUUGAAUGUAUCUUGCAUUGAUUUGAUUUUUGGUCCUAUAUUUGUCCGUAGAUUUUGUGAUUGAUUGAUAAAGUUGAUCGUCUUCAAUGUGUUUGUUGAUUGACCUGAGUGCCAAGCUUUUAAAAAUCCUCUGUUUUUAGAAUUGCAUCUAUUCAAGUUCUCAACAUUUUCCCAGUCGAAUUUGUGUCUGCAGUUGUCCACGUGCAUUGAUGUAAGCGAGGAUGUGUCAUUGCGUUUGACCGUUAAUUAAUGUUCGUGUAUGUAAAGAUGAAGAGUGCGUCCACUCUGUCCGAUGUAGUGUUUUUCGCAAUCGGAACAAUUUAUUUUGUAGAUGAUGUUCGGUUUUUUUUCUUUUGUCAUUUCAUCCUUCGGUUCGCAUAGGAUUGAUUGAAGUGAUUUUACUGGUUUGUAUGCUAGAUAUAUUCCAAAAGGCUUCAACAAUCUCGUUGUAAUUUCUGAUAGGUCUUUUAUAUAUGAUAAGAUGAUCCCUUUGUUGGUUUCUGUGCUUCAUUUUGUUUCUGCUGCUGCGGUUGGUUGGUAUUUGUUGAUGAAGUUGAUUGAGUAGUCGUUCUUUUGAAAGAUAAUCUUCAGACAUUUUUCUCCACUUUUCCGCGCUGCAAGUGUGUUGCACUGUGUCCUCGCCUCCUUGAACAAGGUUUGUAUACAGUUGAUUUUGUGAGCUCUUGGUUUGUUACUACUGUAAUUUAAAAUUUGAUCUGUAUUGGUCGGCUUUCAAUAUACUUGAGCCUCCAGUUUUCCCGUGUCGGUUCUGAUAAUUAUUACACCUUCGAAUGUUAGUUUGUUGUUUGACUCCUGUUCCAUUUUAAACUUGAUGUCGUCAAAGAUGUUGUUCAUCAGAUUGUAGGUGUUUUCCAGCUCGUCUGUUUUCACGAUGACGAAUCCAAAUUUUUGGCUUGAUCACUGGUAAAAUCGGGGCUUUCAGUCUCUGCAUCACUGCUUCUGCAAUAACUAGAUUGUUAAAAUAAAACCGGUAGAACGCAGUGGAGUUGACCAGCAUUGUUUCUUCCCGGUUUGAUAUGUGAACGUCUAUCAAACAGAUUUCGAAUGUUGUUCAGUGAUGAAAAUUAGGAGUACAAAAAUUGAUUAUUCUGAUCGGAAAUCUCUGAAGAAAUAUUUAUAAAAUUUAUUUCUAUUUUCUGUCAUUCAUAUGGUUGUCCAAAAUUUCAACUGGAAUAGAGAAUGUUGCAGUUAGAUAUAUGAGAACUGUUACUUCUCAUCUGCAUACACUUUUUCCGUGGUACCUGUAAAACCAACCAUGUUAGUAGUGGUUCUGACGAUCACCUAACUUGACUGCAGUACUUAAAAGACAACUGCUUGAGGCUGGUUACAUACAGCCUUUUUACGAGUAGUUUUAUGUUGGUCAGUCCCAUACUCUAAAAGUUUCAGUGAAUACUACGAAACUCCAUGGUACAAAGUGAUAAGUGCUAUUUCUAACCCUCUUCUUUCAUUAUGGUAAGAAAACACCACUGAAGAAGUUAGUCAUCCGAGGGAAGCACUCUAUUAUAGUCACACUUCUGUACUAUCAGUAGUAUGACUUCUCUCUCUGGCUCUAAGUUUAUUGCUUAUAGUCGCAUUUCUCUCCAACUAGUUUGCUUGGUAUGAUGAAGCUUAAAAGAACAAAUGUUCACUGAAUACAAUUUAGUCGGGUAAUUACAAAACUUAAACUCAACAAGGUAGUACUACGAUCAGUACUGAAGUACAGAAGAAAAUAUCUGAGUGGUCUAUACUUAUGAUUAAACCUUUCCUCCAUCCUGAUGCCACUUUUUCAUUGUAUACUUAAACAUCAUACGGUUACAUAACCACAACUUAAAUAGGAAAGAUUUGCUUUUUCCUAUUAGAUUUAACAGUUUUCUUCAAUAUCUCAGUCCUACUUCAAAAUGAAAUCAAUAGAGGAAUACCGUUAGAAAUUUAAUCUUUGAUUAUUACAGUCUAAAAAGUAAUGGUUUCAAAUAUUCUAUUAUUGGUGAUGCAUGUGAUAAUUUAACAAUAAAAGUAAAUAAUUCUUAAUGUAAUUGUCGUCAUUAUUAUUUUUCAUUCAUUUGAACACAUAAAUAUUGGUACAAAGGGACACCAAAUAAAUAUGCGCCAUACAAGUCACUUGAUUUGUGUGUGGGAUGCCCAGACUGAAACAGGUAGUUUUCUUAGGGGGCCAUACCCCGAGCUUUCGAACUAAAGAUCUGAUCCACAAGGCGGCGGAGCAACGUCAAAAGAUACAAUCUCAUGGUAGCCGAUGACCAAUAGUUGGUUUGUACUCCAUUAGUUUCCUUAGGAUCCUGGAGCCAACCCAUGUGGAUCAUUGGUUUGGAAUCAGGAUUUUCUAACUCCCUUAGAUGGAUCCUUCAUAUCCACCAACCCAGUUAAAGCGUGAGACAUUUGCUUCAUUAUAAAUUUGAUCAAUUUUAUUAAUGUAGUUCCGAAAAUUUAGUUUAAUCUAUUAAUGAUAAAUUUAAGCAAAUUAAAACAAAAUUUCUGUAUGACAAAUAGAAAAAUAUUCCAAUUUAUUUAGGAAAAUGAUAAGCAUGUUUAUGCAAACAGUCAAGAAUUACGAACUGCAUUAAAGGUUAGUAUUAUCUUUCUGAGAAUGUUUCACCCCUUCCCUCCUCCACCUCAAAAAAUAGUUUUUUUUCCUUACUCUAUUUCUUCUUUUAUUCCCCUCUCCCAUAUAAAUACUGAUUUCAAAUGCAUACCUAUACACAUUAAACACACAAUAUGUAUUGUGUAUGCAUGUGUGCAUAAUAUCUGUCAAGACAAAUUUACAAUGCAUAUUGAGAUUAAAAUGAGUUCCCUAACAAUGAUGUGAAGUGAAUGCACCAUGUUGCAUGUUUCCCUUCUUUUGAUCACUUGUGUUGUGUCACGAUUGUUAUAAUUCUGUGUGAUUUUCCUGUUUGAUGUUUACACUCACUAAUAAUAACACUUUUAUGCUCUUUAUCAAGACUUUCAGUUAGUACAAGUAUUAUAUAUUAUAUAAGGAAAUUACUUUUCAUCAAACGACCCACCAAGCUAUCACAAUGUAACCGUAACAAUGAACUAAAAUGAGACACUUAAAUUGAUGGUUUGAAGAUAGUAGUUUGGUAGUUUGUGUAAAUUAUUUACCUUGAAGAAUACACUGAAAAGCUGUUUCGUCUUAGUCUGAGGCUCCUCUACAGCGAAGGUUUUUAAUAUCAACUUGGACCCAACCUAAGAUCUUUAAGUCUAUCAGUAACCACCAUUUUAGUGACCAACUUCAAGAAGAUUCUCUAACUACUGGAAAAAGAAAAUGAUGUCUCUUAUAGCAUUGAAAGAUGGUUUAUCUGUACAUAAAAUUCAUCAAAAAUGAAAAUAUAAACUUCUGUACUUUAUCUGUGUGACCGAACGCCGUCAUAAUUGCCAUUGUAUCUGUAUAUUUUAAGUUGAAUUUUACUUGUGGUCGUGGAUAAACGCCGUUGAUUUGUAUCCCAAGACAGGACUAAACAGCCGUUCAGUGUACCAUAGUUUUCUAAUGAUUCUGUAUGUUACUUAAGUUCGCUGUGAAAGCGACUUCAAUAUGUAAAUAGUCUGUUUUAAGGAGCUGUCUAAAAUGAGUGCAAUAACUAGAACUAAACUGUAUGUGCUUCAGAGAAGAAAUAAUGAUUUACAGUUAGUAAAAUGUUUCAUCAAACUUUAACUACUUAAUUUAUUUCAGUAGUUAAAAUGUUUUAAAAAAUUAGCUUAUGCAACAAGUUACAAUUUACUGUCAAUCAGAAUUAGCUAAUAAUGAAAUAUCGAUUUUAAAUCAUAGUAAAUCAAUAAUGUUGUUUUUUCCACCGGAAGCAAGUCCCCACAUCCCCUUUUAAAACUCUAAUACUACACUAUACAUUAACCUAUGUACAUAAAUAAAUAAAUGUCCUUAUCGUAUAUUAGGCAAAGGAGUUUGCAGCGUCAGCUAUAGUCGACAGUGUGGUAUCCAACAGAGAAACUUAUUGGAAAGACGAAUUAAAUAGUCACGAUACAACUAUUCAGCCAUUAAACAUGAAUUAUCAACAAUAUUAUUUAACAAGAAGUGAACACUCAACACCUAAUCUAUCGAUUAGAUCACAAAGUUACCCAACUAAUAAUUAUCAUGAACAAAAGAAGCUUUAUUUAACAUCAGAUUUUCUUUCUACCCAACAUCAGUUGUCGUCGCAAAAACCGACACGACCAAGUAAUCCACCACUUCUAUCCCCUAUGGAUCAUCAUCAAAGACAAGAUAAAUUAGAUGAAAAAAAUCAGAUAGGUAUCCGCCGAUUGGAUUUAAUGAAUUCAAUAAAUCCCGGUGACAAAUUUACAGAUUAUGAUCAUGGACAUUUCAACGAUACUGUUGGAUAUUAUAACACAGAGGUAAGGUAAUGAAAUGAUCACGCAUAGACUAACAAAGCGCUAAAAAGUAGAUAAAUGGGUACAUACAUAGAUCUAUAUUAAAUUUCACUUCAACUAAUACAUCAUACAUUGCUUGAUACCUAUAUAGCUUGAUUGAUUUAUAAGAUGGUUCAACUUAAUCCCUUAAAUCUAUGCAUUUUUGUAGUAACAAAUGGGUGAUUUAGUUUUGUUUUUCACUUUUACCUAUACUUGAAUCCAGUUAUAACAAUGUUUAAUCACAUUACCGAAUUGCAGAAAUAAUAAGGUACUUGAUAUUUUCAGUAUUAAGUUACCUUACAUUGUUAUUUCUUCAGGAUAGUUUCAGUAUCCAAAUAAACAUUGAUACUUGGCAAACGUCGGUAAUGAUGCUGAUAUUGUCAUUAAACUGAAUAUUCAAGACAUGUUUAUCAAAUUGUCUUCAAGAAAUUUCUUUAUUAUCGUCAAUUGUGUGUAACGCAUUACCAAAGACCUAAGUAAAUAAAUAGACAUAUUCUCUAUAAAUCAUGAUUUAGAAACUGAACAAAAAAGUUAAUCUUUCCACAGAUGAUCAUCCAGAGGAAUACUGUGAGCUUCGCUACUAACUGCUUCUAUGUCUAGCUAUGUGGUUGUUAAUAGUAACAGUAAUCAAUAUCGAUUCAAAUAACAAAUAUAUACUGUUUACAGUUAAAAAAUUAAACAAACAAAUGGUAAUACAACUAUCAAGUCGUAAAUUUUCAAUACUAUCGAGUCAGCAAUCAAACAUUUCUAGAAGACAGAGGCGGUGGCUCAAUCUCGUAGGUUGGUUGAAUUUAGAUAUUAACACCGUUGGUUUAAAGGUUAAGCGUUCGAGCGCAAGACUAAUAGAUCAUGAGUUCGAAUCUCACGAGGCGGGAUCGUGGAUACGCACUACUAAGAAGUCCUUUGAUAGGACGAAACGACCGUUCAGUGCUUCUAGGUUUUCCAUGGUGGUCUAGCUUCAAUUGACUCAUGAAUUCAACUGUAAAAUUCUCCACAACCCCCCCAUCUGGUAAUUUCUAGAAGAGUUUGCUUCCUUCAUAACUAAACAUAACACCAUUAUAUGGCUAUAUGUUGUAUCAUUUUUAAUUAACUAACCCAUAUAUUUUUCAUUAUUUUUUUAAUUUUGUGUUUUAAAUGCAAAUAAUCCAUGAUAGCUGCUUACCUUCUUUAUGUUUCAUUUGAAGUUAGAAUAACUCUAUGUUUCUGAUGCAUCAUUUAUAUUUGCAUACUUAUUUACUUAUCUAAUAAAGAAUACCCAGAACAUAAAUUGAUUCUUCAUGAAACCGUCUUUUUCCUUCUUAUUUACUUACUGAUGAAUUACAAGCCUAACAAUGAUAUGACAUUGAUAUAGAGCUUAAUAGCAUUAUAUUACUAACUAACACAAAUUUAAGUAGUAUAUUGAGACAUAGAUAGUUUGUCUUGUUUAUCCAAGUUUAUUUAGAUUCAGUGUUGAAUUAUGAAUAGUUUCAUUUGUUUCAACUUCAUUCCAGUAACUUCAAUGACUUUUGAAAGAAUUUCAUAAUAAUAGAGUCACCUCUUGUAAUAUAUAUACUGUCGGAAUGACAUAUUUUCUUACUAAUAUCAGAGGUUUAUGACGGAUGAUAUUCACACCGUAAAGAUAUGCUAAAGUACAGACGACUUCAUCUAGAAUCGUCACUGAAAAUCAGAAAAUACCUGGAAGUGGUUUAGUUUUUUUAUGGUAAAUUUCUGAUAUACUGGAUGUAAGAUGUAAGGUAAUUGACGAUGAAUGAAUAAUAUCUCAUCUAAGAAACGUGAACUACAUGAAGGUAGAAUACAUAAUCGAACGGCUUUAGGUUCUGUGGAGAGACUAUAAUUUAUGGACGAGCCAAUCAAGUUUAAGUUAGCAGGUCUUAGAUUUUGGCUAAAUACCAAAUUGGCAUUAUAGCUGAUGUCAGUUCGUGAUGAAAACAUUAAAUAUAAUUUUUAACCCUAACAUUCAACUGUACAUCCUAAUCCUAUUCCCUCGCACUAAUUUAUAACCCUUAUUUAACCCUAGUAAGUAGAUGGAUAUUUUCAAGGUCAUUUUAGCGUUGCUCAAAGGUCGUCCAUGAAUUAUGGUCUCACCAGGUCUACAUUUGAUUUCUUUCAUUAAUUUGGGUUUGCGCUGAUGAGGAAUUUUAUACUAUGACAUGAGCUACCUGGUUACCAAUGGUUUUCUAGUCGAAUUUAGUCUUUAAUGUAGAUAGUCUUUUCAUUUAUUUCCUUUUCCUGAAUCGACCUAACUAUUAAUUUUUAUAGAAAAUAUAGUAUAGCCAUCGUUAUAAUUAUCGUUUCAUUACAGUAAACAAUGAUAUUUUGUAAGGAUAAACUAAAUAUAUUUCAAAGAGAGUAAGAAAGAAGAUUGGUGCAGACUGGUGCACCCAGUAAGUGAAGAGAAGAAAGUCUGGUUUAAAUAUAAACUAGUUAAUAUCGCAAACCAAUAUCUCGUUUCAUCCACACCGCAGUCUAAGCUUUUAUCCGAAGACCACCUAACAACAAUACGAACUGUACUAAUCUUCGUUCUUACUCUUUGUAACUUCAUAAAGGGAACUAUGUGUAUGAAAUAUAUUUCAUUUAUGUACAAUGUAACACAUUGAUAAAGUAAUUUAACUGUAUACAGUCAACGUUAUUCAUAAAAAAACACCAGAAAUGGUUUUUGAAUAAUGAGAUAUUGCUUAGUAGCAUCUAGCAGUGUGUAAACUCUUCAUUUGAUCUGUAAUGUGUUAUGCUAAUUCUAAAUGUCCGAAUAUGCUCUGACAGAAAAUGUAACUCUCAAUAAUCUCAUACAACUGUCGGUUAGUGAAAGUUAAUUAUCAUGUAUACAUGCUAUGUGUAAAAUGGUUUACUUAAUACGAUCUCUUUCCUACACUUGGUCUCUGAAAUGACAAUACAGCAACGCCAUAUUUUUAUUUUCAAAUUAAACAGUCUUCUUUUUCAUUACUAAAGUAUACUGAAUAGUUUUUGCCUAGAAAGAUCAUCUUUUGGACAGAGUUUAAUGACUACAGAUUUUAACAUUUACUCUACAAAACUGACGUGAUUGAAUGAGUGAUUCAAUACAUCUACACAUUGGCAUUCAUUUCAUACAGUAAUAAUCGAUAAAGAUUAACCUAAGGUACUUAUUUAAACCCUAUGUCUUUCUUACAAUCCAAGAGGGAUAAACACCAUAACUUUAUCAACUACUUCUCUAACAAAUAUUUACCAAGUGCUUAACAGGUACUUAAGUAAUAAAAUUCUUUAAGUAAGAAAAUUACUAACAAAAGGACUUGUGGAGAUGGUAGCAUUUUUAACAGUUAAAUUCAUGAGUCAAUGUAAGUUACACCACCAGUGAAAACUUGGGAGCACUGGAUGGCCGUUUCGUCCUAGUAAAGGACGUCUCAGCAAUGUGCAUCCACGAUUCCGCGCGCAAGACCUGGGCUCAGGACCUCCGAUUUCACACGAACACCUAAUCACUAGACUACUGACACGCCAUCUAAUGGUAUCAAUGUCUAACCUCAAUCAAUCUAUAAUCUUGCACAUUUCAUCCAUUGUCUUUGGUGGGUAAUUGUUUUAUACCCGACAUGGUUUCUCACUAGAACUUGAGGAAAUUCAUCUUGAAGCAAGCUAUUAUUGGGCCGGCUCAGUGGUCUAGAGAUCACAUGCUCAUUUGAGUGAUCGAAGGUCCUAAGUUCUAGUCUCAGGUUCGGGCACAUGGGUGCACACUGUUGAGGAAUCACAUACUAGAACGAAACAACCAUCCAGUGAUCCCAGAUUUUCAACGGUAAUCCAGCUUAGAUCAACUUGUGAAUUCAACUGUUAAGAAAAAAUACCUUGACGAAAUGAAAAUACUUCCGAUAUAAUUGAAACAAAAUUUGUUAUACCCAACAAAAAUCUUUUAUAGUUCUAUAUUCCAUAAAACUAGUCAUUGUGGAUAAAUCUUGGUAAAUGAACGCUAUAUUCGGUUCCUAAGCUAUUCUUGUAAACCCCAAGCUAGAACUACACAGCGACCUGAACUCUAAAGAAAAGGCGCAAAAUAUACGAAAAGCACUUUGCUCCAAAGAUUCGUUUUAGUACAGAAAAUAUAGGGUUUUUAUAGUAUUUUAAAUGUCGUUGGGUUUUCCAGAAAAUUCUAGAAUGCUAUGAAAGAUAGUAGCAGUAUAGUAAUCAGCCAAUCAGAAACUCUACAUGUAACUUUUCACUUUCUUGAUGUUUCUGACUAAAGUACAAGUGAACACUGAUUGAAUAAAAUGCUUUUUACUGUUCCAUGAGCCUUUCUUGUCAUUAACAAGAAGUUUUCUGGAUCACCCUUAACAAUUAUUUUUCUUUAAAUCAUAAAGAUUUCAUAAAUUAAAGAAUCAAUUUAUAAUAACAUUAACACCGUUGGAUUCCGGCUCAGUGGUCUAGUUGGUUAAGCACCUGGUGCGAGACUGAUAGGUCCUGGGUUCGAAUCUCGUGGGGUGCGAGAUCAUGGAUGCGUACUGCUGAGGAGUCCCAUACUAGGACGAAACGGUCGUCUAGUGCUUCCAGGUUUCCCAUGGUGGUCUAGCUUCAAUUGACUGAUGAUUUCAAUCCAAAAAAAUAGAAGGUCAAAUAGACAGGUUAAAUGUAAAUCGUAACAAAGAAAAAUGAAGUACAUUUAAAACAAUAUGAUAAUCAUUCUGGAUAAUAAAUCAUUAUUACCAGGUUAAGUUAAGAGUAUGAGCAAAUUGUUUAUGAACAUAUAAAGGGGAUUUCAGUUUCUAUAUGGCCAAAGAUUCAAUAAACCUUAGCAUACAUCUCUGAAAGAUUUUGUGCAACAUUAAAAAAGCUGACUCGAUAUCAACCUAAUGACUAAUCUCAACUAAAUGUUUCGCAAUGUCAAAAUCAAUGAAGUGGUUAACAUCAAUUGGCAUGUAUCCAUAGGCUUUUAUUUUAUUUUAAACAGCAUGAUAUUUCCGUUCAUCCAUUAUGAAUAGUUAAGAAACGUAUGCAUUUAAUACUUGUAUAUGUGCUGUAACGUAUCAUUUUUAUUAAAAAUCCUAACAUUAUGUUUCUUUAACGAACGGUUUAUACUACUGAAUUAACUACUUGUCAAAUUCACUUAUUUAACCAUUAAUAGCUUGUUUAUUUGCCUUUUAAGUUUCAUUACUAACGAAAUAUUUCUAUUAGUAUGCUAUUUUAAUUUUAUGCUUGCCAUUUUGACUCAUGUUCAUAGUUAGAAUAGAAAAUCCAUCAAUUAUUCCUUUUUGUGAUAUUAUCCUUCUAUUCCACUGUGCUUAGUAGCGUAAAUGAUAAUUCUAUUGAAUGUUCAAGCUUGAUAAUGUUAUAUGUUGAAAUUAUUUUAUCAUUAUAAUCGUUAUUAUUGUUGCCUAUGAUUAAAUCUAGUUAUUCUUAGUAUUUAUAUACUCGUUUCCUUGUAUCACUGUGAAUUACAUCACAUAUAAUAAUCUAUCAAAAUAAAGCCAUUAUCAAUUCAAUAUCAACCAAAUCAUUCGUAUACAAUGAGAUCAGAGAGAAGAAUUGUAUCACCUGGAAGUUUGGAUAGAAGAUAUCCACAAGAAUAUGAACAAUAUUAUUCAUCACCUGAAGCACGACGUGUACAAACAAUGAGAGUAAGAAAUUGAAUAAUAACUAUACAUAUAUUAAUAAUCCUUAUCGAAGUUAAUAUGAAGUAGAGCUGAACUAGUAUUGUUUACUAAUAUUCAAAUCAUAUUUAGUUCAUCUGAACCAGUAUACAAACAUCUUUCAAUAUUUAUUGUAAUAUCAAAGUCAAAGGAAUUAUCAAAUAUUAAGUGUUUUAUGCAAUAUGAAUGUCAUGAUUCAGUUAACACAACUUCAGAGAUCCUUAAAAAUUGUUAGAUAAAAUAUAUACUAUUGAUUUAUUAGUAAAUAGUAUAUCCUGAAAGAGUUCAAUUUAGAAUUAACUGUAGCUACACAAUACAUCUCCCAUUCAUACUGAUCAUAUUGAAGCAGGUUUUUUUUAUCUCUUUGAUUAUGUAGUCGGAUACUUUGUAAUGGAAACAAAGUUGAAUAUUUCGUUAAAUUUUUUGCAAUAAAUGUACAUUGAGUACUUUUGGUAACGAAAACAUACAGAAUAUCCCAUUUUUAGUUCCAAAUCGUUUUCAUAAUAUACAUGGCAGAAAUUAGCUAAACUGUAUAUAAAACCAAAUUUUAUCUUGCUUGAUACUUCCCAAAAUGAAAUAUUAUGAUAUAUUCAGUGAUUAGUUUUUUUCCCUGAAACUGCAUAUUAAAACAGAACACCUUUUCAUCGACUUACAGUCAUCCUUUGCUCUUGACAUAAAUGAUGUAAGGUAGACUAAUUCUUCCAUUCUUGAAUUACCUCUUGAUGAAUAAACUUGGGAAACAAUGUUUUUCUAUCCAAAAUAUACUACUUAUAUCCUCUCAGUAGUUACAUUUUUGUAUCGGCAGAUAUAUUACUAUCUAGUCCUUCUAUUGUUGUUAAUUAAUUCAAAAUGAAGUUGUCCUUAUUCCAUCAUGAUUUGUCACAUCUCAUGGUGUAAAUGAAUCAUCUAACAACGCUAUCGAUGAGUGAUCGCUUCAUUUCAGACUUGGUUGCUGCUACCUAUCACUGCUUCUUGAAUGACCUUAAAAUUAAUCAGAAGUAAGGAUAUAAUUAUUUUUUUGAUUGAUAUAUCAGACAAAGACAACAGUUUUUCAUCAUUGAUAUUAUGAGUAUACACUAUUGAAGAAGUUCAGUAAGAAGAAUGAUAAUGCAUGACAAUUAUAAUAAUUCUCCAUAGUUUUUUAGUCCAUGUUAAGAUAAGCUACUAAUAUGAUUUCACCACUAUAACCCCACUUCAUAGAAAUAUAAACAUAAUUAUUUCAUUAAUGAUGAGUUCGUUUGUGAAAAUAAUGUUAAACAGCUUGCCUUGACCAGUAUGCCUACAAAGGAUGUUAAUGGUGAUUGACCCACACACAAUUUUGUCUACCCCCAACCUACUCAAUUACAAAUGAAUACCAGAUUACAUAAUUAGUGAACCUUAAUUUUUAAACACUUAAGAGAUGUCGGCUUCUCACUAGAACUCCAGGAGUAUCUCCCUAAAUCAGUCACUAGUAAGCAGGUGAUUAUUAUCAGAAUGGGUUUUGUGAAGAUUUUAGAAAUUUCACUGGUUGAAAUCAUGAGUCAAUUGAAGCUGGACCACCAUGGAAAACCUGAAAAUAAUGGUGUACGGUGGCGCAACUUCGUGGAUUGGUUGGAGUCAGACAUUAACACCGUUGGAUGCCGGCUCAGUGGUCUAGCUAGUUAAGCGCCUGGCUCGAGACUGAUAGAUCCUGGGUCCGAGUCUCGUGGGGUGCGGGAUCGUGGAUGCGUACUGCUGAGGAGUCCCAUACUAGGACGAAACGGCCGUUCAGUGUUUCCAGGUUUUCCAUGGUUGUCUAACUUCAACUGACUCAUGAUUUCAACCAGUGACAUUUCUAAAACCUCCACCUAAGGGAUGUGUCAACAAUUAAAGAGUUACAUGAAAGCUUACUGUUAGAGAAAGAUAAGAAUAAAGUGAACCGAAUAUAUUUAGUAGAUACAUAACAAUGAUAAAUACACUAAAUCUUUAUAGAAUAGUUCCCGAAUUUUCACAUGUAUGAACGGACUCACAUGAUCUCAAUCUAAAACUUAAUAAUUUUUUGUUCUCAUUCUCUUUUCAUUGAUCUUCAUAACUUUCUGUCACCAGACAUUUCACUUUCGAUUGAUGAUACAUACUGCUUAUAUCUAUCGAUAUCAAUAGUACACAUGACAAAACCACCUUGAUCAAUUCGUUUGUUCAUUUUAGUAAGAGACAUACCUUAACAACUUACUAGUAGUUUAAUGAUUAAAAAACAUGUUGUAUACAGAGCAUUGUUCUUGUAAUUGUUUUUUUAUUAAUUUUAUAAAAUUCACAUUUUGCUUAUAUGAUUACAACAGUAGUAGUCUUAUUAGUAGUAUCGUCACAUCUAAUGAUUUUAAACUGAUGUUAUUUCUUUUUUGUAGUAUUCACUAGUGAAUCACUGACAUUCUGAUCAUUGUUUCCUUUUUUUAAGGAUCAUUUUGUUCCCUCCCCGUUUUUUUAAUUCGAUUUAUUCCAACUGAUAAUUUUUCUGGUUAGCGUAUUUUUCAGCGAGUUAGUUUUCUACGGGAUACAGUCGCUUAACACAUGUCCAACCCUCCUCCAUUACCCGGGCUUGGGACCGGCAGUAACUCUAGAAGAGCUAAAAGCUGCUACCGGUGACCAUACCACAUUGAAAGCACCGGUUCUUGUCCGAUUACAGCAAGCUGAUAAAGAUUGUUAAUUAAGUAUGAUUGAUUUUGUGUAAACAUUUUAGAAUGAUUUGUGUAAACUGGUAAUAAAGACAAUAAAUGGAUAUUUAUUUGAAGUAAAUUACCAAGUCAAAGGCUUCUGACAAUUCGGUUCUGUAUAUACAAAUACAAUUGAUCACUAAGUAGUAAACAAUGUUUGUGCUUGUUUGCUUUAUCGAUUAGUUGUAAUGUGAUAAUUGUCUUAAAUGACUUAAUAUUGCUUGUCCUAUAUUGUAGUGUUAGGUGAUUGUAAAUAAUUGAUGGGAAACCCUGAUUUGUUUUUGUUCAUAUUAGUUUAUAUUCAUCCCAAAUUAGAUCAUGUACCUGCAAUGAUAAGGAGUUACAUACCGAUGUGGAAGAGCUAUAAAAUGAUUUCAGGGUUAUGUUUUAGUGGUUUUAUAGCUUAUAUCAGUCUUGAAUACAAAUUAUAAAGGUCAACAAUCUUCACAAAUCUCCCAUACUAUAUAUCGAUUAAUAACUUUAAUAAAACCUUAAUCUUUAUCAUUAUCUUCAUAAUUAUGAUUUAAACAAUGCUUAGAUUAUCUUUUACUGUCUUCUAUCUAUGCUAUGUGUGUUAUCUUUUAAUACACUGGUGUUCUUUCAUAUAUUCUUUAUUAUUGCUAACAAUUAUCAUCAUGUAAGUUCGUGUCAUGCAUUAUAAAACUUAUACAAUAAAUUGUUUUUUUUAUAAACAAAAAUGGAUGGUGGCUAGCGAUAGAAUCCAAGGCUUGCGUCUCAUCCUAUUUUGGGACUCGUCAACUGGAUGUACCUGCAUCUUGGGAUUGUUGUUGACUCCGAGACUUGAACUCUAGGAUGUAGGCGCAUCCGUCUGAUGAGUGCAAAAUAGGACGAAAAGUGCGUCUUGAAUUUCACUGCUAGCCACUAUCCAUCUCUAUUUAUAAUGCUUGUAGUUUAAUAGCCAUAUCAAGGCAAUCCUCAUAGAAUACACAUAUGCCAAUAACAGAGGCUGAUCAAUUACAGUCCUAAACAUCAUUGGAAAGAUUCAAACAGCCAAUACAAAAAUGUAAUCAUUAAUUGUUAAAAUGGUAACAAUAGUUAUGACAGUCUUCAAACCGAAUAAAUUUUGGAUUAUCUGUAAAGAGAACAAUUGUCUUGAGAUGGUGGAGAAGAUUUGUAGCUCAGAUAGAUGAUUUUGAUGAAGUUUUGUUCUCUGGGAACAACUAUAUUUUCUCCAUAUCACGACCAAACCAUCCAGCUCAGAGAACAAAACUCCAUCAACAAAAAUUGUCUUUCUGUCAUAAUUUUCACUCUACAUGAAUAAAUCAAGAUACUUAGUUCUAUACUAAAUGAUGUAUUAAAUAUAUUUGUCAUAGUUUGUAUUCCAUAUCUAUGUGGUAUGUAAAUACAUCUGGCCAACAAGUCAUAAAUAAGAUGAGAUUUGAUUUCUAGAUCCUAGUGCUGGCUUCUAUCAAGAUUUAAUCAAUAAUAUGUCAGUUCAUCAAAAGAACUACAUAGAAAGCAUUGCUUGAUUUAGAUCUCGUAUUAGUUUUGAACUUGUAUUAGCUAUCUUGAGAAAAUAAGACGGUCCAACGAGACUCAAACUUACAUCAUACAAUGUCUUUCUGAAAUAUAGUUAGUUCCCUUCGUAAAUUAAAAGAAAAUACAAUGACAACAAUUUUUGCAAACACUUUAGUUCUCUACAAUCAAAAAUAUAAAACUUCACAAAUAUUUUAAAGCUUAACUCUAAUGUUCCUUGCCUUCAAUGCGUACAAUUGAACGGCAAAUGAAAGAUACACUUUUUAGUAGAGGAAGGUGAUAGAUUAAUUGAUUAUAAAGAAUAUCAAAUAUCUAUGCUCUAAUCCCAUUAUAAGCUUACGUGGUUGGUGCAGAAUAACAAAACAGUUCGACUGUACACCUACAUGAAGGUCUCAGUCCAUAUGCUCUUACCUUAGUCAGAACUGUCAGUUAAGAUUUCCUACCGAAUAUCAGUUCUUUUAUUUACUUAAUGAGUUUAAUAUACCACAAGAAGGAAAUAUCGUAAAUACAUUGAACUGUAAAAGAUAAAUGGACAAUCAUUAAUCUUUUAAAUCUAAAUAUGAUUAGAUAAACAAAGUGAUUAUUUAACACCGUUGGAUGCCAACCGGUUCAGUGGUCGAGUGGUUAAGCACUUGCGCGAGAGACUGAUAGAUCCUAUGUCCCAAUCCCAUUAAGCGGAGUCGUGGAUGCGCACUGCCGAGGAGUCCCACAAUAGGACGAAACGGCCGUCCAGUGCUUCCAGGUUUUCCAUGGUUCUCUAGCUUCAAUUGACUCAUGAUCUCAACUAGUGAAAUUACUAAAACCUCCACAAAACCCCCCUUCUGAUUCAUAUUAUUUAUGUUCACAUAUUCAUUGUAUAUGUAUUUUUCUAAUCUAUUUAGUAUACAGAUUAUCCAACAAGACCUCGUGUUUAUCAACCAACAUAUCAAGCCGCAACUAUGUCAUUUAAUGAAUUUGAUCAUCAUUAUAAUAAUGGUGGUACAUUAAAACCGCGUAAACCAAAAAUUAUUACAGAACGAUAUAAAUGUAGUGAAGUAUAUAAUUGGCCACCGAAAUUUCCAAAAUUAAAACGACAUAAAACUAAUCCACCAAAACAAAUACAUACUGCACAAGAUCAUAUUGUAAUUAAACAACAAUUAAAAACUACAGCAGGAAAUAAUUAUUCAUCUACAGUUCAACAAACAGAACCAAAUACAGAACAAAUACAUUGUACUAAGAUAAACAAUCAAUAUCAAUCACCAAAUUGCAAACGAGAAUUAAGUGUUUCGCCAGAACGACAAGUAACUAGUCUUCAUUCAUUACAAAGAUCGACUCUGUUAGAAAAAUCUAAUCGAACACCGGGCACAGAGACACGUGAUCAGUUAUUUAUAGCAGAUUACAAACUAACACCAAACAAUCAGGUAUUUUCAUUAGAAAAAUAUAGAGGUCUAUUUUGUUUUUGAUAUUUCGAUAAGUAGAAAUUAGAAUGUGUUGAUGUUUCGUGACUUAAUAUAAGCUACAUUUUCAGAGCGAAUAAAUAAAUGACCGGAUUGAAUUAGGGUCGGUUUAAAUAGUGUGAAGGAACAGGAAGGUUAAGUGUUUACUUGCGAGAUUAAAGGUAAUGGAUUCGACUCCCAGAUCCAGGGUUGUAGACGAGCACUAUUGAUGAGUUUGAUGGAAUUUUGUUCUCUGAGCUGAAUGGUUUGAUCGUGAAGCUUUCAUCGUUCUUCUAAACGACAUAAUCGGGACAAACUUCAGGUAGAAGUCUAUGUGCAACAUCAGCGACACGUUUCAGUCUAUGAUUAAAAAAGUCUUUGUAUAAUAUUCUGAUAUUUUCAAUAUUCAUUUGUUAGUUGCUGAGAAUAGCAUAUACUGUUAUUUCUAAUUUGAUUCUCAGAUUUUUCCAGUUCAUUCAAAUUAUUAGCAGAUAGAUUCGUGUGAAUUAAGUGUUCGUUGAUACAAGGGAAAAGGUCCUGAAAACAUUCUCAUCCGGUAUUGUUUAACACUUUGAUAUCUUUCAAGUCUUUAAAUCUCUAUCUCUUCUCUAUGUAUUUGUAUGCAUAAAAUUUAUAGCAAUCUCACUAUUCAUUCAUCCAUUGGAUACUGCAUUUACGAAAAAAAGAUCAUUUACUCAUUUACUCGUUUAGUUUAUCUGAAUAAUAAUUUCUUCUCAUUAGAGAAUAGUUAAGCUCUCUUUUGUUUACUGUAUACUAAUUAUAUCAAAUAAACUUUGAAUGCCUAUCACCACUCGUCGAAGAACAUAGGGCGACGACCAGCAUUCUCCAUCCAACUCUGUCCUGGACAACCCUUUCCAGUUUCUAUUCAUCAUUUUCAUGUCUGCUUUCAAUUCUCAACGCAGUGUAUUCUUUUUUCUUCCACUUUUCCGUUUCCCUUCAGCAUUCCAGGUUAGCGCUUGUUUCGUGAUUCAGUUUGAUGAUUUCCGUAACGUGUGUCCUACCCACUUACAACAUCUUUCCCUAAUUUCCUCCUCCGCUGGAAACUCGUUCGUCCUUUUCCACAAUAGGUUGGUGUUGAUGGUAUCCGACCAACGUUUCACUGAUUGUCUUGAGUUGACGACUGUUUGGAAAUAUUUGUACAUUCUUGAUGAUGGUUGUGAUAGUUCUUCAAGUUUCAGCUCCGUACAGUAGAAACUGUCAUGACAUUCUCAUUGGAGGCUCUAGCUUUGAUUUUGGCUGACAGUUGUUUUGAGUUCUAUAUAUACUUCAGUUGUAGGAAUGCCUUCCUUGCUAUCCCAAUCCAUACCUUCACGUCUGCAUUAGAUCCUCCUUGUUCAUUGAUGAUGCUGCCGGUGUAAGUAAACUUCUCCACCAAAUGUGAUCUAGUCGGGAUCUUUCGUUUUUCUUUGUGUAUGCUGAGGCUUACUGCUCUAGAUUUUGCUGCUAAACUGUUUGUCUUGACUUUUAUUCGUUGGUGUGUAUGAGAUAGAAGGGCUAGGCCAUCUGCAAAGUCGAAUCGCCACGAUGCAUCUAAGCUGUGCAUUGUAUUCCGUGCUUCUACUGAGAUAUUGAGGUCUACAUAAUCCAAUCGAUCAACUGAAGAAGGAGAAAAGGUGAGUGUAAGCAGCCUUGUCUGAAGACGUUCUUCACUUGGACUGCAUCUGCCAGCUGUCCUCCAUGCACCAAUUUGCAGUGUGGUCCGUCGUAUAGGUUACGUAUGAUUUUGAGGUACACCAUGGUCUCGAACAAGGUUCCACAAAUUUCUCUUAUUCACACUGUCAAAUACUUUCUCAUACUCAAGGAAGUUGAUAUAUAAUGACGAGUUCUAUUGGACCGACUUCUCAACUAUGAUCCGUAGUGUCGUGAUUUGGUCUGCGCACGACCGAUCCUUACGGAAUCCAGACUGUUGAUCUUUAAGUUGGUCGUCUGGUUAAGCAGCACUCUGUUGAAAACACUUCCUGGUACCGAUAGUGAUGUGAUGCCUCUGUAGUUCCCACACUUGCUCAGAUCUCCGUUCUUUGAUAUAUUGUCGAGGUGUCCUUCCUUUCAGUCCGUUGGAUCCUGUUCUUCCUUCCAAAUCUUCCUGAAUAGAAUGUGGAGCAUUUUUGCAGUUACUUUUGUGUCUGACUUUAGGGAUUAACUGGUACAUUGUCAGGUCCUGCUACUUUACCACUCUUAAUUUUUUUGGUAGCCAUCCUGAUUACUUCGAUCGUUAGUGGUGUGAUAUGUACUAGAAGUUCUGUGUGUAAUGCUUCGAUGUCCAAUUGGUUCAGUUCUCAUAAAACUGAUCUUUGUCGUCUACGUUGCUAUCAUUGAUGGGAACAUAGGUCCGGAUGGAGUUCAUUCUAAUCCCCUUUUUCAAUGUUUAGAAGGAUGUCUUGAUGAUUCUGGAUCCAUGGGCUUCCCAUCUCAUAAAUUCUGUUAGUGCCUCUUUGGACAGCAUCAGUGUAACUCUUUGUAUGCGCGAAAUAUUUCCUUCUUCAUGACCAGAGUACGACAGCAUCUCUUCCAAAUCUAAUGCUUUCUGCUCAGCCUGUGUCCAAUGGGUUUUACUUAUUCCGAGUAUCACCAAUUUGUAUCCUCUAAUUUCCACAGCUACUUAAUUGGCCAUUUCGGCCUUCCAUAUUAUACGGACAUUCUAUAUACCUAUAUUAACUGUUGAUCUGGUUGUCAAAACAGGUAUCAGCCUUGUGGUAUCUGAUAAAUGCCAGUUUUCUCCAUGAGGCGUUAUAACCCUUCUAGUAUGAAUAUCAUUCAACUCCCAUGUCAGGGUUUGAAUCUUUCACAUGGUUUUGUUUGUGGUAAGCCUUCUUUAGCAAGAUUGUCUCCUACCAAAUGGUGUUGCUAAUCCCAUUUUCAGCUCUCCUCUUUUAUUUGGGUUCCGGACCGACAGUAGCCUUUGAAACGCUCCAAGUGAAGGUAUGAACGUAUUUUACAGAAUAUUAUUCUAGUCCAAUAAGUGAAUGUUAAAGCGUUUGCAAAUGACAACCUAACUGAAAUUCAAACAUAUUUUAUACAUAUAAUGACUUCUCUAUACUCGGCGCUCAAUUACUGUCAAACUAUUCGUUCUAAUCUUGACGAAUAUUCGUAUAAAUUAUUAAUAAAUGGUUUAGUGUAGAAAAACAAAUGUUAAACAUUUCAAAUCUUUCAUUUUGUACUCUUUAUGAGAUAUCAAUCUUUUUAGGAGAAUAUUACAUCACAGAAUGAAAUUGACUGAAGAAGCAUCGAAAACUAACUAGCGUUAUCUAACGCUACUUAAUUGUUCAUUGUAUCUCAAAUAAAUUCAAUCCAUGAUGAAUACCUUUUAUAAAUUAAAAUAAUCUUCAACAAAUCUUUUUUGUAAUCAAAGAGGAGUUUUGUGGAUAUAAUAGUAAUUUUAAUAAUUGGAUUCAUGACUUAAUUGAAGUUAAACCAUCAUGGAAAACCUGAAAGCAUUGGACGGCCGCUUUGUUCUAGCAUGGGACUCCUCAGCAGUGAGCAUCCAUGGUCUCGCCUCGCAAGACUCGAACCCAGGACCUAUAAGUUCCGUGCUCGUGCGCCUAACCUCUAGACCACUGAACCGUUUGGCACCUAACAGUGUUAAUGUUUAACUUCGAUCAAUCGACGAAGUUGCGCCAAUCUCCACCAUUGUCAUCAGUGAGUUACUAUCUCACAACAGACCCAGUUAAACUUCACUGAUCACAGUUUCUCACUAGAACUCCAGGAUUUUGUUUCUAGUGUGUGUUUUUCUUCCUUUUAUAAUGUGUCAACAAAUAAAUCUUCACUCCUCAUAAACAGUACUAUUACUACUAAUAAUAAUAAUAAUAAUAAACCUAUAUAUUCACUUUAAUAAAUUAGACAUCUUCAGUGCUUAUUCGUUACAAACCACAGGUAAACACAUUGAAUAUAAUCCUAUCACUAUGUUUUAUAAACAAUUACACUUCUUCAAUGAAUUAAGUUGAUUAGGAUGUUCUUUUCUUAUAUUCAAUAUAUAACAUAAUAUAUUCUUAAUAAUGGUGUUUGAUGAAGGUGAAGUUUCUCCAAGUAUAAUAUUGUUUUAAUAUAAUGACUCUUUAAUGAUUUCUUAAAACAUCAUCUUAUUGGAUAGAUUGAGCAUUUUUGUAUUAUACAAAAUAUUAACCGCGUUAGAUUUCAAAUUUAUUAGUAUUGCUUUAGUUGUUUUAUUACUAUUAUUAUUAUUUUAUCCUCACAACUUAUGAUCAUUCGUUCUGCUUCAAUGAUCAAUGAUCAAUAGUACAGCGGUAAUUUCCAUCUCAACAUUCACAUCGGUGAGUCUAUAAUUCAUGGACGACCUUUGGGCGACAUUAAAGUGACCUUGAGUGACCUCUACCUAAUAACUAGGACCAAAUGAAGACUAUAAACCAGUGUAAGGAAUACGAAUUAUAAUUUACAGUUGAUAGUUAAGGUUAGGAAUUAUGAUUUAGGUUUUUUUUUAUUACGAACUGACAUUAGCUAUAAUGCGAAAACUCUAUUUAACCAAUGGGAAAAGUGAAUUUCGCGCCAAAAUUCGAAACCUGUAUUCUUAUGUCUGAUUGGUUUGUCCAUAAAUUAUAGUCUCGCCGUACCAUAUGAUAAAGAAGGGAUGUUUAGUUUUCUGUGUUCAACUUCAGUGGUCUUAGUUAAUCUGUUCUAUAUUUUUGAAAAUGUAUGAAUUACAUAAUUAUUCUUCGAAGAUAUUUUGACAUUGAAUAUUAUUUCACCAAAUGAGAUUUUCAAAUCUGUUCUCGAACUUAGCACAGGCAAAGUGAUUUUUUUGGGGGGAAUAAACAUUAUCACAUUUAAACGAGAAUUGAACAAUUCUUAUUACCAUCUAACUAUAUAACUAAUGUAGUCCUUUGUGAAUAAAGCACAGUAAUGAAUAAUUCUGAUCCAUAGAUUAUCAUAUUCUAGCACAAACAUUCUCAACCGAAUCAAUUAAAAUAAACGAUUCACGUUGACAAUUUAUAGAUUGAUUAUACUACUAUAAUACAUAUUACAUGGAGAAUAUUUAAAUAAACUAGUCUCUAUAUUGUUCGCAAAAUUUUCAAUCACUGUAGACUGAGAUCCAUUCCAAUGAUAGCCAAUUGAAGAUAGUCGUCAAAAAACUUUGUUCGACCCAGGUUCCAUGUUAUUUAAUAUUCAUUAACAAGAUGUAUAUACAAUCCACAGGAAACUUAUCCUUGCUUUGGGAUUUAAAAUCGAUUCAUUCAGUUGCACAAUGUUAGAGGUUAUUAUUGAGCUAUUCAGGUGGCCGCUAGUCUGUUGUAAAACUAAGGUGUUUGAAAUUGAUGAUUUACUGAAUUGUAGCCAACAUCAAAAUUGAUUAGUUUUUAGCACUGAUCGAAUUUCAUGAAUCAGAAUUUCAGGUUGUGGUUUUAAAACUAUAGUAACAUACUAUAACAUACUAUUUUAGACAAUAGAGGUAGCAAAAUAUAUGAUCAUUCUCAAAUCCGUUCACGCAUUUACGCAUAUAACAACCAUCUGCUGAAUUCACAUGAAGAAGCGCACAGUUCGUCUUUUUUUCACCAUGAUUCAAUUAACAGUAGGAAACUCAUGAAAAAUAGAAUCCUUUGCAAAAUUCAUUUGCUAGAUUUCAUUUUGAUUUGUUAUUGAACAAUGAAUGAUAGUUGGGUUGUCGACUAUCUCCAACCACCAUCUAAUCUCAACAUAGUGCACUCAGUGUCGAGUCACCUAGACUGGUGGCCACAUUGCAACUUGGUCGAUAGCAUUCGAUGUGAAUUAAGAAGUACUUGAUGCACAUGACAUUGAUCACCAACCAUUGAUCAGUCAAUUGUGAUUACAUCUCAGUCAUACAGGAGGUCGGUCGCGGCCCGGAUAACUCAGUGUUAACAUCUCUGAUUGUGAAGCUGAGUGACACGGAAUCGAAUCCGUCGGAGAGCACCAGUUCCUUCAAGAUUACAGCUACACCUUGCUGACGAGUGCCAAGUAGCACGAAACCUGGGUCCAGGGUUUCCUGUCGACUACCUCCAACUACCAAUUGAUAGUGUGGUUGUGUACAUUUACUAAGAUAGUUUCAAAUGUUGUUAACCAUGUUCAGAUUUCUUGAAAUACUCAUUGAUAAUCUUGUUCAAUAUCACGUCAUUCCAAGCAAUUUUCAAAUUAAUGGUUUUAGUCUACUCUUUAGUUCAGUUUCUUGCGAUAGUUGUAGCUGGUGAUAUAUAUGUCAUUGAUCAGAUGUGUUGUGAAGGGAAGUAUUCAAAAUCUGAUACUGAUACACGGUAUGAUACAUACUAACCCACCUGCGCUCCACCAACUAACUACUUGAGCGAGAACAUAAGAGUAAGCGAGAUAGUGUAUUGGGAUACAAAAUGAAAUACAUAAAUACUGACUUGUACACAUGGCACUCUAAUCUUUGGUAAACCAACCUAUUUCUUAGCCGAUGAAAUCCACUCGCCUUUAGGUCCCUUCUGAUUGCUAUCGAUUGACCUUCUCAUUAAGCUACUUUUGAUUGGCUCUCCAUAUCACGAUAUUCUAGAACAUUUAGGAAACUUAGAUGGAUUUCUUUGAUUUCCCACUGCAUAUAUUCACAAUAUUUCAAGUUCUUCACAUGAUUUACACCUGAAUGGUUUUAUUUUACUUAGUAGAAAAUUUCAAUUUGCGCUCACCCUAGCUUAUGCCUAAAUACUUGCUUUUUCCCCUCUAUCACAAAUAAAUCAAUAUAAUAUAGUGAAUAUUCAAUGAAACGUAGAAUAAUGGUAUUUCUUUAAACCUAGUAACUAUGCAUUUGAUUCUUUCUUUUACAAAGUACCAUGUAGUUCAACUAUGUAUCGAUCUUGACAGAUUUUACUGAAAGCAUAUAGAGUUCAUCCUCAUCCCAGUGUAUUAGUCUCUUCUUUCUUUCAAAACGACAGAUAAUCAGUAACAUUAUAUCAAAUACCAUAAUGAUUGUCACACUUACCAGAACAAUUCACCUGAAGUUGAUUAAAAUCAAACAGGUGUAUUAACCAAUAAUCAGUUGAUUUAUGAUUAACUUUCGAAAUUUAUACGAUGAACAACUAGUUACUCAUAAGUAGUACAGUUGUAUUUUUCCAAACUUCAAAUUCGUUUCUCUUGAAUUUCGAUGUAAUUAACUAUGAGAUACCUCUUCAGCUUUAUUUAAGCAAGUAUAAUUACAUUUUGUGAUUAUUGAAAUAUGUGUUUAACAACUCAACAUUUAUUUACAUAAUGAAUGUAAGUAAAAGGGUAACAAGCCGCGCCCACCAGUCGAGCCCGGUUAGCUCAGUCGAAAGAGCAUCAGACUCUAACAACGUUCCACUGGCUGACGUUGCUCUAUUGCCUUGUGGAUUAGACCUUUAGGUCAAAGGCUUUGAAUAUGGCACCCUAAAAAAACACCUUCUUAGGCUUUGGCACCCAGACAGCAUUCCAUCUCCCACACAAUUGGAGUGGUUUAUGUGGCGUAUAUCUAUUUGGUGCCUCCUUGUAUCAAUGUUUAUGUGUUUAAAUAAAUAAAUAAUAAAUGCAAGUAAUUCAAUUCAUUCUUUAAAUGUAUAUACUGCUCCAUUGUUGACGUUAAGUAUAGCAAUUUAUUAGUUUCUGUAAACAUAUGUGCAUCCUGAGCACAUCGUCGCUAUAUAGUCUAUAGUCAUCAGUUUCUAUUCUAUGAUAUGUGAGUAACAGUGUAAUUCAAAUUAGAAGACUUGGUAGAAGUGUAAUGUAGUUGGUUCCAGUCUCAGUGUGAAUAUUAACUGGUUUGGCACAGCGCCAAGGUCAUAUAGGUCGGUGUUCUAAUAGGUACUUUUGUCACGUGACAACUAACAGGACAUAAGAACAUACCAGUAAUAGCCCCUAUAUAUUAAUCGAUGACAACUGUUAUAUCUUAUAGUUGACAUCGAUAACUAAAUAAAAGAGGAGGGGGGAACAUUUUAAACUAAGAAAUGCUGGACACUUGUUUCAUCCAAAUCUCAGACUUCUCAACAGUGUUACUUGAAACUUAACCAAAGGUUGAACCUAAGACCCUGAAGUCUUCAACUGACCACUUCACCUUUAAACCACUAAGUUGACUUUCAACUGUAUAUUUUUUUCCUAAUCCAUAAUGUAAACUAAAACGUUCUCAUCAAUUUAGUUCUACUUAUCAAUUACUAGUUUUUUUUUUGUUUUUCUUAUUCAAUUACCAUAACUAAACAAUUUAACUACACAAUAGUAAACGUGCACAAAUUAAUCUAUACAUAAAUGUUGACUUAAAAUCAUAUUAUCUGUUGUGGUUACUUUUUUUCUCACUAACUCUAUUCAACUGUUUAUUUCGAUAAAUUUUGUCAACUUAUUACAAAUUAAUCUCGCGCGCGAGACUGAAAGGUCUUGGGUUCAAAUCUCGUGAGGCGGGCAUCAUGGAUGCUCACUGUUGAAGAUUCCCACAAUAGGACGAAACGGUCAUUCAUACUUCUUUGUUUUAGAUUAUUAUCAUUGAAAAGAGGGAAUUUCACAACCGGCUGAAUAGAUUUAUUAUUGAUAGUUGAAUUCAUGAGUCAAUGUGAACUAGAUUACCACUGAAAAACUGAAAUUACUAGACAGCAUUUUCGUCCUGAUUUUUGACUCACCAGAAGUGCGUAUCCACGACCCCGCACGUGGGACUCAGACUUGAGACCUUGAGUCUCGCGCAAGAACGCUAAAACUGCAGAUCGUUGAAGCGGUAUUCAGCAGUGUUAAUGUCUAACUUAAACCAAUCCACGAUAUUGCACCACCGGUGGUGAGUAACUGUUUCUACAAUACACAUGGUUGAACUCCACUGGUCACGGCUUCUCACUAGAACUCGAGGAAAGACCUCAUGAAACCAGUCACUAGUGAGCACAUGAUAAUUAUUAUCAGAAAGAGGGUUUUGUGGAUAUUGUAGCAAUUUUUAAUAGUUGGGUUGAUGAGUUAAUCAAAGCUAGACCAUCAUGAAAAACCUGGAAUCAUUGAAUGACUGUUAAAUGUGUACUGCUGAAGAGUCCUAUACUAGGACAAAACGGUCGUCCAGUACCUCCAAGUUUUUUAUAUUAAUCAACUCAUAAAUUUAACUAAUAAAAUUUACCACAUUAUUCACUGAAUAACAGAAGAAUUAAUGAAAUAGGAGCAUAGUAAAAAAAAUAGACAAAGAUUUUCAUGCUUAACUAUCUCCGACAUCAGAUUAACACAAGGAUCCAGAAAUAUAAACUACUGUUAAAUAAUGCCUAAUUUUUGAAGCUAUUCAAAGUGGUAUAGAUAUCAUUAACACAAGAACAGAUAUUAUUGUCAAUAUGUUUUCAACUAUGAUCAACGUCCAACAUGAUAGGACUACUUGUUAAGAAAUGUUUUCAACUUUACAUUAAGGUCUUAUGAUCAUUUAAACUUUAACCUCAUUGAAUAUCUGAGCUACGUAUUCCUGCCAUCUAAAUAUUUCAAUAAGUUAUCUAUUUUUCUGUAUGUUUUAACACAUCAUUAUACCUAUUAGUCUCAUAACCUGUAUAAAUGAAUUUGUGAAACAUUCACUACAUUUCGUUGUACAACUUACAAAAGAGCCUAAUCAGAGAUAGCGUAGUUUCUGGCAAUAUGCAUCGAAAACAAUAGACAUUAUUCAAAUAUUGAUUUUUGAACUGCUAAUAUCUAAGCUGGCGACCAAUCAAUAUUUAUCAUCAUGAUCGAUCAAGAAAUUAGAAAAGGGAACUUGUUGAAAUACCUUUUGCUGAGAAUUCUAUAUUGGACCAAAAAUAUGGUAUUGAAUAAAGCCACUAAUAGUAAUAAUAAUAAUAAUAAUUGUUGAACUAACAUAAUAUUUGGUUAACUUACAAUCUAUUACCAGUAAUGAUCAUUGUUGUGACUUUAUGUCCGGCUUUUUCUCACGUGAUCUAUCCACCAAUCAAAAUACGACUUAUACAAUCUUAGCACUGUGCCAAAACCACUGACGUUCGACCGGUAUGAGCAGCCUAGCGUCCUUAUUGGUCCUAUGUCCGCCUAGUCCGUCCACUUGAAUCCAGAAUACCAAUACCAGUUUCCACUAUGCGAAUCGAAUCGAAUCAUUUAUUUCAGACAUACUGGGUUUAUAUAUCAACCAAACAGACCGCAAUGCACCAUAAGAUAGGAAAUAACAUUUGUACACAAUAAAACCAAAAGGUGACUGUGAACGUGGUAGGCAGUAGUCAAUAAACUGAACAUAGCUUAAGAACCUUAAAUCGUACAAUAAUAAAUUAUAGGUCAAAAUAAAGCUUAUAAUAAGGGGAAUAUAAAUAAACAUAAUCUAAUUAUUGAAUAGUUAUACCAUAAGAAUGUAUAGAUAAUAUUAGUCAAUUAAUAUGUCUCAGAAGUUACUCGUGAUUUAAUCUUCAUUCGGAUAUAACAAUCAUAAUAGUAUUCUUUAUUCUUCUGUUCAUAUUUCAGAUUGGAUCCACAAAACCUGAUGCAUUAGCUUUACCAUAUUUUGCUAAAAUGACAGAAAAUAAACGAUUUUCAAAAUUCCACUAUAACAAUACUACUACUAAUAAUAAUAAUAAUAACAAUAUUGCUAUGUCUGCUGAAGUAAUGCGUUCCGAUUCACCAAAAUCAUUAGCUUCAUUGAUAGAUGCAUUGAAAACUAUACAUCCAUUACUUUAUAACUUAAAUGAGAAUAAUAUCCCUUUAUCAUUAACCGAUCAUGAUAACAAUGAGAACUCGAAAUUAUUCAUUCAUUGUUUAUCAGAAUAUUUAUUCACAUGUAUGAAAUUACGUUCAUUAGAUUUAAAAGGUGAAUUUGUUACAUUCUUAUUUCCAUUAAAACAUUUCAAUGAACAAUUAUGGAAUAAAUAUGGUACAAUUGAUGAUUGGAAUGAGUUAUCUGUUGUUUGUGAACCGAAUACAAACUAUGAAUAUGUUGUAUUGAAUACAGCCAACGAAUCUUCACAAAAAAUCAGAUUCCCUAAAAAAACAAUCGAUAAACUAUUAACAAAUUGGUUAGAUAAUCAAACUACAAAAACACCUUCACCAGGAAAUCGACAUUCAUUGGAAAGCAAAAAUAAUACAGAGAAACAUUCAGAUGAUAAAUUACUUCAUUCAAUUAGUUUAGCUGUAACACUGAAAACGUUGUUAAAUUUAUUUGAAAAACAUGAAAAAGUAGAAAGUGAUGAACAUCAUCCUCAUCAAGAACAACAACCACAACCAUGUGUAGAUCUAUUUCUAACUUGUAUUAAACUUAAUGUACUACUAAGUUUAAGUGAAUGUUUAGAUAAAAAUAAAUCAAUCCAAUUUAACUUAAAACCAGAACAUAUUUUACUUAUAUUAACACCAUCCAAUUGUUUAACACUAUUUAAACAUUAUGAAAAAAUACAAAAUAAUAAACAAAAUGAGAAACCAGCUAAUAUUGAUAAUGAUAAUCAUAAUGAGACUAAUGAUCUACAAUCAUUAUUAACAAUAAUGAAUAUUCAAUAUGAUUCAAUGAAUGAAAGUAUCAAUGAUUUAAUCAAACAAUUAUAUGAAAUUAUACAACAUAAAUAUCACUAUUCAGAUAUGAUUACAUCAUUAUUGAAAUCAGUUGCACCACCAGAUUGGAUAACAAUGUGUGUAGCUAGAAUAUGUUUAUAUAAUCAAACAAAUUCAUAGAAAUUCAAUUCAAUUUGAAUGUUGUUAUUAUUAUACACUUUCUUAUAUUUAUAAUAAAUAAAUGAAUAUCCCCUAAAUACACUUUCAUUCAUACCUAUAACAACCCAUUUCGUAUAUAUAUACAUAUAUAUAUACACACACUCACACAUAAAUACGUACACACAUAGAAACAAAAUUGAUCUUAUUUUAAACAAAACGGAAUGAAAAUGAAGAAAAAUUUGUUUUCUGUUAUUUCGUUGAUAAGUACCAAAUAUUUUCUUUUCUUUUCUUUUUUGUUUUUACACCCCCCUCAGGUUAUCUAUUAUCCAUACCGACUAUUGAUGAGUAGAUUGUUGAAUGUUUAAGUUGUGUUGCCGUUUGUUUUUUCCUUUAUUGUUAUUGUUGUUGUGAACAGAAAUGAAUGUUUCAUUAUUUGUUAUAAUGUUACUACUUAUAUACUCAUAAUUGAACAUUUUUUUGAUUUCUGUAACAUUUUCGACAAAAAGAAAAGUUUGACUAAUCAAAUUUAUUUUUUAUGAUUGAUAUAAGUUGAUUGGAACAAUUGUGGUAAUAAUAACAAUAUGAUAGUUAUUAUUACUAUGAAUUGAAUAUUAUUCAUAAUUAUCAUUCUUUCUAUGACUUUUUAUGCUGUCAAGCUUAUGUGCUUAUUGAAAAGUAUUAUACAUAUACUACUAAUAUGCUACUUAUUAAUAUUAAUAAUUUGCUUAUUUAAGAAUCAAUUUUGAUGCAAUAGUAGUAGUGAUAGUAUUAGUAGUAGUAAUAGUAGUAGUAGUAGUAGUAGUCAUGUUGCUUUUCAAUUACUCUUGUCAAUGAUUUUCAUUUUGAAGAAAUAAUGUAUGUUUGCUUAUAAUAAAAUGAAAUAUAUACCAUAUAUGAUUAUUUUGUAAUGAAAAAGAAAAUCAAAUUUUGUUUAGAUAAACAAUUUACUAUUCUGUAUUAUGGUGGUAUAUGUAUGUGUUUAUUGUUAAAGAUGCUUUAGUAUGAGAUAUAUUUAUAUAACUAUCUGGUUAUUUCGAACAUUUGAUUUAAUGUGAUCAAUGGGUAGUUAGAGAACCUGGAAGCACUGGACGGCCGUUUUGUUUUAUUGUGGGACUCCUCAGCACUGUGCAUGCAUGAUCCCGCUUACGGGAUUCGAACCUAUCAAACUUAUUAGUCUCCACAACCCCUAUCCUCAAAAUUAUCAUGUGCUCACUGGCGACUAGCUUCGUGAGGGAAUUCUCGGAGUUCUAGUGAGAAGCCGUGACCAGCGGAGGUUAUCUAUGUCGGGUAGAGACAGGUAUCUACCUCAGUAAAAUGGAAGAUGGUCGCGCAAUCUCGUGGAUUGGUUGAGGUUAGAAAUUAACACCGCUGGAUGCUGGCUCAGUGGUCCAGUAGGUUAAACGUCUGUGCGCGAGACCGGAAACCCUGGGUUCGAGUCCCACGAGCGGGGCUGUGGAUGCGCACUGCUGAGAAGUCCCUUGAUAGGAUGGAACGGCUGUUCAGUGCUUCCAGGCUUUCAAUGGUGGUUAAACAUCAAUCGGUUUAUGAUCUCAAUCAAAUACUUUAUUACUGUUCGCGAAAUUACUGUAUCCAAAGGUUAGAGACUUUGGUGACCUGACUUAUUAAUAAUCGCAAUGGUGAAUAUGCAUUCCCUCAAUGUCUUCUAUUAGACUUCCAGUUUUAAAAUGAUCUUAUACAUAUUGUUCCGCGUUCAUCUUUUCUAUACCUAAGCCUCCCUACAACCACUGAUAGUAUUGCUACUUAAACUACUAUGAAGUUGCUUUUGAUAAUUAGAUCUCAUCUUGCUGAUGUGAUUUGGUAACUUGAAUAAAAGUGAGUGUCUGCUUAAUCAUAGGUUGAGCAUGACUGAAUGACUUAAAGAAACUAAAUAUUGUUACUUAAGCAAAUAUGGAUAGUAGCUAGCAGUGGUAUCCAGGAUGUGCAUUUAGUCCUAUUUGGAACUCAUCAGUUGGAUGUACCUGCAUUGCAGAGUUGAUGUUCACUCCGGAAGAUACAAGUAAAACAACACCAAGUGUAUUGUAACUUAAGCUACAUUUCAUUUAUUCUUGGUUCAAAAACUUUUAUUUAGUAUCUUUUCAUUACUUGAUCAACUGGUUUAAAAAAG